AUGCUGGGAGACGAUGGAAUUUCCGAGCAUGCCGACUUGCUCCGCGAUCUUCAAGAUGAGGACAAGGAAAAAGCAUCCAAGGCAAGCAAGGAAUUGCUGGGCAUUGCUGAGAGGACCAAGAUGUCCGAAAAGAUUUCAAGGAGCGUCCUGGAGGCCGUGGUGAACGGACUGCGAUCAGAGCAUGCAGAGGUCCUGACUGAUGUCACCUCUAUAAUCUUUUGGAUUGCCUACGGGAAUGAAGACAACCAGAAGAAUCUCUUGACGAUCCCGCAUUUCCUUCCGCUGAUGGUUCAGAUUCUGGGCAAAGUCAACUACUCCGGCAGGAUCAACCAGGAGCAGAUAAACGCGAUUCAUGCUCUGUCACAGGUUGUCUUUGUCGAUCCUGAAACUGCGAUCCAAGUGGUCGGAAUGGCUGGCUUCUUGUCUGGAGCAGUUUCCAUGAUCCGUAUGAAUGGGAGUAAAGAAAUGCACAAGAAUGCUCGAGACAUCGCAGCUCUUGCGAUCAACAACUGCGCUGGGAUGGGAGGGGAAGAGGCAGGUGGAAAGAUUGCUUCGGAGCCGGGACUUCUUGAGUGCUUGAAGAAACUUUGUUCAUCGAAAGAUGCCGAGGAGCAAACAAGAGCGACUUCUAUCUGCUAUCAUAUCUCAAGAAGUCCUCUCGGGAAAUCGAUGAUGCUUUCACCCAAGGCUGACUUUCCGUCGAUGCUGAAUGACAUGAUCGGGAAGAGAAUUCUCACUGACGACCCGAAGCCCAACGAGUCCCACCCUCCUCACGUUCACCUUGCAAACUUGACUUUGUGCAACCUGGUGGGAGAUACUGCGAAGGCGAAACAAGACAGGAUCGAGAUCGUUGCCGAGAUUCUUGAUUGUGCGAUGAGUGGGCAGAGGUUUGGCGGGAUAAGCUGGAGAGUGUAUGACGUGUUGCACUCGCUGGAGAUGAUUGCAAGUUGUCGAGAUAAUCAUACAGUCAUCGCCAACUGCAACGUCGUCCGCCUCCUUGCCAAGAUACUCAUGGACUGGAAGCCAGGCUCGUACGACAAACAUUUCACGAAAGCCAAGGCACAAUCGCUCCCUGUCAUCGAGAAAGUUUGCAACAUCGUGCUGCAGCUUGAAGGGAGUGAAGAAGUCAAGAAGAAGCUGACUGAGGCUGACAUGAAAAAGUCGUUGGACAAUCUAAUCAAGUCCGAAAAUUUCGUUGCUCAACGGCUGGCCAAGAAAAUCUCUCAGUGUAUGAAAGAGACGUCAACUGAUCCGUCAACUCAAUCCUCUUCUUCAAUCAGCCUUCUGUCCUCCAACGGCAAGACGUCCGUGGAGACUACGAGCAAGAAAGCGUCUCUCGUCCCUCCUCUCUCUCUCUCCUCCCUCUCCCAGCCAGGAAAGAUGUCAUCGGCUCUGACAGAGAGGAGCGAAGUGACCAAGACGCUCAAGAAGGAGAUUGUCGCGAGCCCUCGCACAAACAUCUCAAGUUUCCUCACCCCAAGAAGGGGCCCAACAACAUCUACAGCAACUCCGUCGUCUUCUUCCUCCCUGCCCCAGCAGCAGCAGCAGCAGCCACAGGAUGCAGCGCUGUGGAAGAUCAGGGCAGAGGAGCUGGAGAAUAGGAACAAGGUCUUGCAGGAGAAUCUGGCGGAGGCAGAGGCGGAGGCGAGGCGGAUGCGAGAGGAGCUGCAGGACACGGAGAAGAACUGGCAGGCGACGAGGAAAGAGAAGGAAAAGUUGGAGAUGGAGAAGAAGGCUGAAGUGAAGCAGCUGAAGGGAGAGAUUGAGACACUGCGGGAGAGCGAGUCGAGGUACAAGGUGCUGCUGAGCAAGAGCAAGAAGGAGCUUGAGGCGGCGAAGACGACGGGCGGGAAGCACAGCAGCGAUGACACUGUCAUCAAGCUGACAAGCGAGCAGCAGAACUUGCAGAAGCUGAACGCGAAGCUUGAGCGGCAGCUGAAGGAGGAACGGCUCGAGUUUGACAGGGUGAUUGUCCAGCUGACUAAGGAGAAGCAGCAGAUUCAGUUCGAGCUUGACCAGCAGCUGUCAAGACAGUCGCGGUCGAAGGCGGAGAGCGCAGACGGGAUGGAGGAGAGUAGGAGGAGGUACGAGGAGCUGCUCAAGGAGAACAAGGAUCUCAUUGAGGAGGGGAAGAUUAAGACCAAGUGGUUCGAGAGGGUGAAGGAGGAGCUGGAGCAGAGUGUGAAGUCGCUGGAGCAGCAGCUGGAGCAGAUGAGGGGGCCGCUGAUGAGGAGCGGGGAGAUCAUCACGGAGAAGGAGGAAACGAUCUCGAUGCUGACGCAGCAGAUCUCGAUGAAGGAGGAAGAGAUGGUCAAGAACUCAGAGGCCGUGAAUGAACUGAGGAGGAGGUUGGAGGAGGAGGAUGCAACCCAGGCGAGGACGGUCGUCCUCUCGCUUGCCUCCUCCUUCAGGGAAUUGUGUCCGAAUCCUAUGGAAAGGAAGCGGGUGGAGGAGAGAGCUGCGAGCGACAUCUGCCGGGCGAUCUCCUGCCCGUCCUCUCGCAUCCGAGUGAUUGGGAUAUUUGAGCUUGCAAAUUCAGUCGAGAUGUACGUGUGUAUCUUACCGUCGUGCAAUGACGAGGAGAGGGGAAAGUCGGCGGAUGAGAUUGCGAGGGAGAUGCUAAGGAGGGUGAGAGAGAGGAGUAUCACAUGGAUGGGGAAAGAAUGUUUGAGGAGUACGCAAGGAGCUUUCCUGCAGCCUGUGGAAGAUGCGUUGAGAAACUUUCAAGAUCAGCUUGACAGUCUGGACAUGCAGCACUUCCGACUUGUAGCGCGAGUGUCACAGCAGAUGGAGAGGGAGGAGCUGAACAGGUUGGAGAGAGCCAAGAAGAUGUUCCUUCGGACAUCUUUCAAACAUUCCUUGAGAUGUCUUGUUGCAAACACCGAGAGGAACAGGAGGAGGAGAAGGGUCAUGGACAAGUGCUUGUACAGGUGGCUGUUCAACAUGCAGGCUGUCUUCUUCAGAGAGUGGAGGUUGUGGAAAGAGCACGUUAGCUUCUUGAGGAACAUGUCGGAGCAUGUCAUGAUCAAGCAUGCAAGGCAUGUUGCAAGUUGUUCAGUUCAGUUGUGGAAGAAGACUGCAACGACGGAGAAGAGGAAAUCACAAACUGCAGGGAAGAUGAUUCUGAUACAGAACAAUAAGCUCUGUAGAGAUGUACGCAAGUUGUGGUACCACCAAUCUUACAUGAGAAUCUGCCUCAAAAACAUUGGUAAAAGCAUCAUGAAGAGAUGGAUUGCGAUGACGAUGAGAAAGACGUUGUCAUUGUGGUGGAAAAUUAUGAAAGAGACAACAAGACAAAUUCAUGUCGACAACAAGAUUGAGUCUUGUUUGACAAGGAAAUACUUGAUCGUGUUCUUUCACGAUUGGAGAGACUCUUUGUUUCAUGAGAUCAGAACCACAGAUCUCAUUGCAAUGGAAGAAAGCAACAAGUUGAUGCAAGACGAGUUGACUCAGACAAUCAACGAGGUCUUGGCGACCAAAGAGCAAACAGAAAACGAUAUGGAGAGUUUGAAGACAAGAUUAGAGUUCUUGUUGAGAGAGAAAGAAGAGAUCAUCAACAACCUGCACCAUCGUCUUGAUAGUCAAAGUUUGCAGAUCCGCAACAUUGAAGAAGAUUAUCAACUCAAGAAGCAGGCCAUCAUCGAAGAGCAAGAGAAUGUCAAGAUUGUCAAAACAGAUCUCAUUGAAGCAGAAAACAUCAUCGACAAACUCAAAGAAGAAAGACUUGACAUGAUGAGCAAACAGGCAACGCUGGAAGAUGAGCUGUUGUCGUUGAAGGACUCCAACAGGCUUGUUGAGAUGCAGAUGCAAGAUGCCGUAGACGAGCUGAACAAUCGGCUGAAUCAAUUGAAGCAUGAGAAAGUGCUGCUGGAAGAAGAAGCGGGCGAGAGAGAAAGACAAUUGUUGAGAUCCAUACAGGAUCUUGAAGGUCGUCUGCUCAUGGAAGAGAAGGAGCGAGCGGCGAUCGGCAAUGAAAGUUAA
Molecule: messenger RNA, 3981 nt
Organism: Guillardia theta CCMP2712
Lineage: Eukaryota; Cryptophyceae; Pyrenomonadales; Geminigeraceae
Exons: 28
Coding region: 1-3981 (1326 amino acids)
Biological process (GO): regulation of centrosome duplication; cilium assembly; intraciliary transport involved in cilium assembly
Cellular component (GO): centriolar satellite
Source: RefSeq, a predicted model, not a curated record